Molecule: messenger RNA, 1248 nt
Organism: Triplophysa rosa
Lineage: Eukaryota; Metazoa; Chordata; Actinopteri; Cypriniformes; Nemacheilidae
Gene: gk
Product: glycerol kinase
Exons: 15
Coding region: 49-1248 (399 amino acids)
Biological process (GO): glycerol metabolic process; triglyceride metabolic process; glycerol-3-phosphate biosynthetic process
Cellular component (GO): mitochondrion
Molecular function (GO): glycerol kinase activity
Source: RefSeq, a predicted model, not a curated record
UGUCCUUUUUUGACUGCUACUUAAUCGCCGUAUGAAAAAAACUUUACAAUGGCAAAAUCAUCGAACAGAAUCAUGCUGGGUCCCCUUGUAGGUGCUAUCGACCAAGGCACUAGUUCCACUCGUUUCUUGGUUUUUAAUGCAACAACUGCAGAGCUUCUCAGCCACCACCAGGUUGAGAUUAAACAGAGCUUUCCCAAAGAAGGCUGGGUUGAGCAGGAUCCAAAAGAGAUUCUUCACUCUGUGUACGAGUGCAUGGAUAGGACCUGUAAGAAACUAACUCAACUCAACACUGACAUCUCCAACAUAAAAGCCAUUGGUGUGACCAAUCAGAGAGAGACCACUCUUGUGUGGGAUAAAGAAACUGGUGAACCACUUUAUAAUGCUGUGGUUUGGCUUGAUCUGCGGACCCAAUCCACAGUGGAGAAACUCAUCAACAAAACACCAGGCAAGAACAAAAAUCACCUCAAGCUCAAGACGGGCCUUCCCAUCAGUACAUACUUCAGUGCUGUAAAGUUACGCUGGCUAAUGGAUAAUGUGGAAGAGGUUCAUGAAGCUGUGAUUUCGCAUAGGGCCAUGUUUGGAACGAUUGACUCCUGGCUCAUCUGGAACCUGACAGGGGGGAGGGAGGGAGGUGUCCACUGCACAGAUGUGACCAAUGCCAGUCGGACCAUGCUCUUCAAUAUUCAUACAUUGGAUUGGGAUCCUGAGCUCUGCACAUAUUUUGAGGUACCAAUGGACAUUCUGCCCAAAGUGAGAAGUUCUUCAGAGAUCUAUGGUUUAAUGAAAUCUGGCCCUUUAACUGGUGUUCCCGUAUCUGGGUGUCUCGGUGACCAGUCUGCUGCCCUGGUUGGACAGAUGUGCUUCAGGGAUGGACAAGCCAAAAAUACCUAUGGGACUGGUUGUUUCCUGCUUAGAAACGUAGGAACAAAGCCUGUAAUGUCAGACCAUGGCCUUCUGACAACGGUUGCUUACAAAUUAGGAUGUGACAAACCAGCAUGCUAUGCCCUAGAGGGUUCUGUUGCCAUUGCAGGAGCAGUAGUGCGUUGGCUAAAGGAUAACCUUGGAAUCAUUCAAACCUCCACAGAAUUGGAGAAAUUAGCUGCUGAUGUUGGUACAUCAUAUGGCUGUUAUUUUGUCCCUGCUUUCUCUGGAUUAUAUGCACCUUACUGGGAACCAAGUGCCAGAGGUUGCAGAUCAACCACAAUGGGGGAGAUGGUCCUCACUGCAGAUCCAACUCCUCCCACUUAA